AUGGACAAGCAGACGCGCCAAGAAGAGUUGGACAUGGCACGGGAGAGGCGUUGCAGCAUGGAAGACCAGAAAAUCCAGGAUGCCAUGCUAGCAGAGAUCGCCAAGAUGCAAGGCCCGGAAGGUUUUGAUUAUGUGGUCAUUUGCUGCUCGGACCAGAGCGCAGAAGACUUCUGGCAGGCAAGGCUGACUCAGACCAUUCGGCAAGUCACCGGAUCCAGCAGCACAGUUAUUUGUGUCCACGAGGAAACGCGAUAUGACCAGCUGUGCUCAAUUAAGCAUGCGGGCAAAUCUGUGGCGAUUUACCACACCGCCGGGAAGGGAACACGUUUGGCUCCCCUGCCUGGUGCGGAGAACAACAACAAACCAGGUGUGAAGCUGCCUGGUCUCCUGUCAGUGGCUGGCAGAUUCGAGCCCAUUACGGUUCUGGAAAGCGUGCUGCGUCAAACGAGCAGUUACGGAGCAGUUCGGGGUGGUUUUCUGGGGCGACCAGAUCUUCGUGCCUUCUUGUGGUAUGGCCUGAUUGCAGUCGAUUCCAAAGGUGAUGCGAUGCAAUUGGAGAAGGUCACCUACGACGUUGCUGUGCAGUACCUACCCAAAGACGUCGCUCAAGUGGGCACAUCCUUGGGCUCGUUCUCCGUCUCAGCCGCUUUGAUGGAUGCUCUGUUGGCAGAGUUUGCCUCAGAGCUCAAUGACAAGAAAGCUUGCCUGGACUCCGAUCCACAUUUCUGGAUGCCUCUCACCCUCAAGAAGGCUGAUUACAUUGCUGUGAUGGGCAAGAAGGGCACGACAGCUGCCGAAGCCGGAAAGCACUACGAUCGCAUGGCAGAGUUCAAGAGCAGCUUCAAGAAGACAGGUGGCAUACUGGGCUGUGUGGACGUGGGGCAGCAAGCCUACUGGUGGGACUAUGGUCGAUUAGAACUGUACAUGAGAAACAACUUUCUCAUCACAGAAGCCAACGCCAGCGCGCAUGCUCUGCGAACCUUCCUCCGACUGCAGCAGCCGAGUCUGGAGAGUGAUCUGAGUUUGCGACAGCAAUGGAACACACUCGAUGGUGUCACCGUAGACCCCACCUCUGUCGUGCUGAACUGCCGAAUCGGGGCCGGCAAGAUCGGGCCAGGCUGCGUGUUAGUCAAUGUCGUGGCUCCCACCAUAGACGUUGAGAACUGCAUUCUGGUAAAGGUUUCGUCGUCGCGUCCCAUUUCUGGAAAGGCCGGCUUGCUGUACAACGUGGUCGAAGAUGGCAAGGGCGACACGUUGCCCUGUGACCGAGUCCGAGCCGAUGUCUUCAUGCCAGAUGGCAUUCACCACAAGAUCUACUCGACGCCAAGCACCGAUGGCGGAAAGGUCUGGAAAGAGAAAGUUCAAGGAAACAAUUUUAGUUUCGAGGGCAUUUACAAGGCCAACCAGCCUCUGGACGUGUCGAAGUGCACAGAAGCUGCGAACUCCUCGCACGAUGCUGUGGGAAACAAGGUGAUGCCUGUUUCUGCACUGAGCAACAUCUUCAUGUCCAUGUACAGCUGCUGUGCCAUGCGGUCUCGAUUCGUGCAGCAGCUUUCCACAUGCUUUCGGCAAUCUCGAUCGGAUGAGCAGUGUUGCAAACUAGGUGCGGAAGCCGACCUUGAAAGAAGUAAGCGGCGCGACCUCAAGGCUAUCAACCGUGUCGAUGCUUUAAAGAUGGAAGCACGUGACGAAUUGGAGUCCUUCAUCCAGAAUCCGUAUCCCGUGCCGCUGAAGCAGGUCCUAGCCGGGCGUUUGCGUCCAGUACCAACCGUGUCCGAGCUGCUGGCAGCCUAUAAGGACCAGCGGGAAGAGCUCGAGUUCCUGGAAAAGGAAGACAUCCCAAUGCGGGCGCAGCUGUGCAAUCAGAGCAUCUUUCAGUACGUCCGCGACAUUCAGCUCAAAGCAGAGGCCGAGCGGAUGCGGCCGCCGGAGCCGGUGGCCGGGGAUCUCUUGCGGACGGUUGGCAAGAAGAAGCAAGCGCCCACCUCGCCGGUCAACCGGCGAACGAAGCGUGUGCUGGAGCAGCGCCGGCAGCAGCGCCGCGUGGCGCUGCCUUUUCUGACCAGAUGGCGCUGGCAGCGAGGAGAAGUCGGACUCUUCCAAAGCGAGCUGCCCGAGGUCGAGGCUGGCCAAAUGCCAGCGCCCAGGGAGCGAGAGCGGCCUGCAGCUGCCGAAGUUCGGGAGUCGGCCUCGGCCUCGGGCGCGUCGCCUUCGAGCGGCGGGACUUCGCCCACAAAUCCAGGCCAGCGAUCGUCGUCGUCGAUGCCAGUAUCAACACUGCCAGGCGUUUCCUUCCGCCUGGAGGACGUUGGCUUCGAGCUGCCCGAUGGGAAGAAGCUCCUUAAGGAGAUAGAUUUCACCAUUGAUGCGGGGCGGCGGGUGGCUGUGAUGGGACCCUCUGGCAGUGGUAAGACGACCUUGCUCGGAGUUCUCAGUGGCCGUGCUUCUUACGGCCGUGUCUCGGGCAAGUUGACGGUGGGUGGCAGGCCUGCUGACGACCUCAGGUUUCUGCAGAACGUCACAGGAUUUGUGCCGCAGGAUGAUGUCCUUCACGGAGAGCUCACGGUGGCGGAGAACCUGCGAUUCCAGGCCUCCUUGAGGCUUCCAGCUGGACGUCCACGCGAGGAGGUGGAUGCAUGUGUGACAGCUGUUGCAAAGGAUCUGAAUCUCAGCAGCCUGUUAAAUGCACGGGUGGGGACUCCUGAACGACGUGGAGUGUCCGGCGGGCAGAGGAAGCGAGUCUCCAUUGGCAUGGAGCUGGUGGCCCAGCCCUUGCUCCUCUUUGCAGACGAGCCGACCAGUGGGCUUGACAGCACCACAAGUCAUGAGGUCGUUCGAUGCCUGAACGGUGCAGCUGCAAGGCUGAAUUCUACAGUCGUCGCCGUCAUUCAUCAGCCGCGCUACGAGACACUGCGGCUUUUUGACGAUCUGGUGCUGCUGGCCUACGGCGGUUGCUUGGUCUAUGCUGGUCCCACGGAGGACGCUGUCGAGCACUUCAAGACCCGCUUGCAUGUGACCUUCUCAAACAACACCAAUCCUGCGGACAUUCUGUUGGACGCCAUUCAGCCACCCAUCAAUGAUCCUGAGGUUUGCGCAAGUGCAUGGAAAUCCUGCGCGGCUUUGCAGGACAAGGUGGAGCAGGUGGUAUUGCCGGCCAGCAUCUUCCGUCGCACUCGCCAGCCUUUCUUCCGGGCCGUCUUGAUCUACAUGGACCGCUCCAUGCUGCAAACAAUCAGGGCGUACGUCUCUCUGGCCAUUAACUACAGCCUGUGCUGUGUGGCUGUGCUGCUGCUUUGCAUGAUCCUCACCUACAACCGCCUGGACCAGUUUCUGAUGCAGUCAGCCCUGGCUGCGCUCUUCCUCAUGCUGCUUCAGGGUGUUGCGGCGCAACAAGUCUUCGGCGCUGAUUUACUCACCACCUGGCGAGAAGCAAGAGUCGGGAUGCCGAUGGUUGCUUACUUCGUGGCCAAGGAUCUAACAGCUUGCAUCGAGGUCACGUUGUCGUCAGCAGUCUUUGCAGCAGCCUAUGGCUAUGCGAGUGGCAGCCAGGUAUCCUUGCGCCAGCUCUUUGCGGGGUCUUGGGCCUUUGUCUUCGCGAUCUUUGGCCUCAACUACAUCUUCAGCAUCAUCCUGUCACCAGGCGCAGCGCAGAUGAGCGCAGUUGUUACGUCGUUCCUCUCCUUCUGCACAGCCGGCGUCUACCAGCCACAGCUGAAUGAGAUGGCCAGUAUGUUUGAAGGACGAGGCUGGAUGGUGCCAGCAUUGAGUCCGGUUCGGUGGCUGUGGGGAUACUUGCUCACAGCUGAGGUGCCAAACUUGACACCGCUGACACUCGAAGGAUCGGCAGGCACCUUGCGUGGCAAGGGCUACGAUGUGGAAUACCUGCACGACUGCAAAAAUUCCAUGGUGGGCAUUCAGGACCAGGCAGUCAGAACGCUGCAAGAGGCUUGGCUCGACAACCGAGGUUGGGUGUGUUCGACAGCACCACUGCUACUGCUCGGAAUCCUCUUCCGCUUCCUCGCAGGAUGUUGUUUGCUGCUCUAUGUGAGUGCGCAAACAAGUGGCUGGGCACGCUUCUUUGGCCAGUCAGAGUUGGGUGCGUGGAAAUUGGCGGGCCACUUCUUCAAGCUUUUAGUAGGAUCCUUCUUGAUCAUCUUCCUCUUUGCCGAGGUCUGGAUCUUCGGAAGCCUUCAUUUGGACUUCAAG
This is a messenger RNA of Symbiodinium sp. CCMP2592, 4206 nucleotides long. NCBI's taxonomy places the organism in Eukaryota, Dinophyceae, Suessiales, Symbiodiniaceae. The record is from the annotation of a GenBank genome assembly.